UCCGGGCUCCAGUAAUAAUGUCAUUUUUUAAUAUUUUUACUGCUAUUUAUUUGAAUAUUUUUAUUGUUUUUAGAUUCGAUACGCGUACAAAUUUAUGUCCACCGACAACACUCACUUUAAAUUCAAUCCUAUAAUGGGAUUUUUGGCUUGUAGCUCCACUGCUAAAAUCCACGCGUUGCGUGAGCGUGGUCCUCAAGCAUCCGGAGAUCGGUGUGAGAUCUUGUUCAAACGUGUUGAUAAGAACCUAAAGGAUCCAAGUGCAGCGUUCAUUGGAAAUCCGGUUCCCGAUCGUAUUCUUCAAGUCGAAUUAUUGACCCGUUAA
Meloidogyne enterolobii is the source of this 322-nucleotide messenger RNA. The record is from the annotation of a GenBank genome assembly. NCBI's taxonomy places the organism in Eukaryota, Metazoa, Nematoda, Chromadorea, Rhabditida, Meloidogynidae.